This is a messenger RNA of Phymastichus coffea, 685 nucleotides long. RefSeq names its product cuticle protein 19-like. The coding region runs from base 1 to 420 and encodes 139 amino acids. Gene Ontology annotation, cellular component: extracellular matrix. The record is from RefSeq and is a predicted model, not a curated record. Lineage: Eukaryota; Metazoa; Arthropoda; Insecta; Hymenoptera; Eulophidae. The transcript is spliced from 2 exons.
AUGAACUUGCAGGUAGUUAGGUAUAUUGGGUUCCUAGCAAUCACGCUACUGUUGGCAGAGAAAAUCAGUAGCGCCGAAGGCGGUGACGCUCAUUCAUUCCAGCACUUUCACGGACCAGUCGCUGGCGAUGACAAAGAGGUAAACUGGGUGGACACACGAGGCCAACAUCACCAGGACUAUGCUGCACCAGCGCACUACGAAUUCGCCUACGGCGUCGAGGACGGCCACACUGGCGACUACCACGGUCAAAAGGAACACCGAGACGGAAAGGCAGUGGCAGGUGAAUACACGGUGAGAGAGCCAGAUGGCAACAUCAGAACAGUCAAAUAUCACGCGGACGAGGAUGGCUUCCACGCGACUGUGCACAAUAGCCGCGGAAACGAUCAUGAUGGAGACAGUGCCAGUUACGGCGAUGAGUAGUAAGCUCCGAGGCCAGAACGUCACUCGAUUCUAUCGUUUUUUAUUCUCUCUAUCCUACCUUUAUAUUCUCUCGGUAUCUUUCCGUUGUACCUUUGCCACUACCAAAGAUAAAUCGAUACUUGCUCAACAGUGCACUUCGUAUACAUUACAGAAUCGUACAUACAGUGCUUUCUACAUUAUAUCUUCACCAUCUCUUUGUGCCUCUCUGACGAUAUAUUAUAACCUAGCGAGAUGCGUCGUAUAAUGUACAGAAUAUUAAAUCCGA